This is a messenger RNA of Penaeus chinensis, 2071 nucleotides long. RefSeq names its product glycosaminoglycan xylosylkinase-like. Gene Ontology annotation, biological process: protein phosphorylation. Gene Ontology annotation, molecular function: phosphotransferase activity, alcohol group as acceptor. Gene Ontology annotation, cellular component: Golgi apparatus. The record is from RefSeq and is a predicted model, not a curated record. The transcript is spliced from 10 exons. Lineage: Eukaryota; Metazoa; Arthropoda; Malacostraca; Decapoda; Penaeidae. The coding region runs from base 1 to 1545 and encodes 514 amino acids.
AUGGGUUUAAGCUCCGAUCUCAAAGAGAGGUCGUCAGCAGAUUCCCCAGCAGAUGGCGCUGGAGAUGAAGAGGUUAAUCCUAUCAUGGUUUCGGCAUUUCCCAAAAGUCUUACAAAUCUCAUUGCCUUGGCUGAGCUCGGUCUGGCCGGCCGUGUCUUUCUGGAGGAUACAUUUCUGCUUCACGUAUCUAGCGAACAGACCGAUAAUAGGAAGCGAGGGAUGAAAUACCGUCUGCUGAUCCGGAUGCUGUGCUGCGCCGCCCUGGUGUGGCUCCUGACGGCGUCCGUGCGCCUCGGCCCGCCUGGUGACGCGCCAGCGACACGAACGAGUUCCCAGCCAGUCUACACGAGAGAGAUUUAUUGUAAAGAUGGCCAAGUCCCGCAUGGAAAUGAAACCCACUGUCCAGGGUUGGUCAUGUUAUCGUCCUUGUUCGCUCAUCUCCCGGCCAUAAGGACAAAGUUUUCUUUGGAAUCGCAACACUUAAUCCGUUUGAUCGAAGGACUGAAAAAAGAUAUAAAGGUGCGAGGAGUUGCUGAAGAUCCUUGGGCAUUGGCGAGAAAGUGGGCCAGUCCAAACUCAUUGGUUCCAGAAACCGCUCCUGGCCUGGGAGACAUCCUGGCUGCCCUGUCCAAUGCCCCCAUCACAGCGGCUGACGUUGCUGUUGGAGUGUCGCAGUUCAAGAUCAUACUACAGCUUAAAGGAAACCAGAAAGUCAUGUUCAUACCCAAGCUAUAUUCUCGCAACCGCAUAAUUAAAGGAAAGAACAAAGGAGGCGACAGAUUUAAUGGAGAAAUCGCAGCCUUUCACCUGGCACGAAUGCUGGGGCUGCAGAUGGCGCCCAUUGUCGCCGGCCGCAAGAUCUCGCUCGAGAGGCAGAUCUUCCCCGUGGCGUCACAAAAGCUCGCUAAAACAUUCACCAAAAACAAGGACGGAAGGACAUGUUUCUACGGAGUGUGUCGAUACUGCAGGCCAGAAGUACGUGUGUGCGACGACAAGGACUCGGUUCAGGGCGCUGUGACCAUGUGGCUGCCGCGAUAUCUUCCUCUUUUGGAAACUGAACAUCCCUGGCGAUUUAAUAAAUGGAAUAAUCUUGUACGAUGGGAAAACGACGAAGGUUAUUGUGAGGAAGUGUUAAAAAGGAAUCAAGUGGGGAGGAUUCUGGACCUGAGUGGCGUCUCCGUGCUCGAUUACUUGAUACAGAACGUGGACAGACAUCACGCGGCCUACAUUGCGGGGGAGCCGAAUUCGUCGCUCGUCACGCUCGACAAUGGGAAAAGCUUUGCUGAUCCAGACACUGACUACAUGGAUAUUAUGGCUCCAGUGAUCCAGUGUUGCAGAAUCCGGCAGGACCUUUACGCGCGGCUGGUCCUGCUGAGCGGCGGCGGGCUGUCCCGGGCCCUGAGGGAGCUCCUGGGCCUCGACCCGCUCGCCCCCCUGCUCGCCGACGCCCACCUCCGCGCCCUGGACCGCCGCCUCGAGCACGUCCUCGCCGCCCUCAGCGCCUGCAGCGAGAGGAAGGGCGGAUGGCACAAUGUGCUUUUCUGAAAGUACGUGUUGACAUAAGACGAUUUUUGUCCAGCCGAAAGUUCAGCUAUCCUGAUUUCCUUCGACUGACAGCUUUGAAUCAGGCACAUUAAUGAUGCACUUACGUGAUUUCGUAGCCAGUCCAUGAUACGAGAUUCGGUAAUGACUUAUAUCACUUUUUUGUGGAGACUUUAUAUAUGAUAAUGAUAUCAGUAAUACACUCCCAAUCUGUAAAUACGCGAAUAUGAUAUCUUUUGGGAGUUACUAAAACAAAUGUAUUAAGAAUAAGGUGCAUCCUAUGACACGUAGCGUAUUCUAUAUAUUAGGCCCGAGAACAAGAAGGGCCAGCGUCCCAAAGUCAAUAUUGAGGAGAACGCCUUUGAAAGUUUUCUCCGUGAAUUAUAAUUCAGCAAAUCUAAUUAUUUUAAAGACAUUUUUCUACAAAACAUAUACGAAAAACAUAUGUAAUGUGUUUUAUUCUUUCUUUUUAAUGUAGUGCUUUGUAAACAAACAUUGCAAUAAGUGUAUUUUUGUUGAUGAAAUGAUA